Tilletiaria anomala UBC 951 is the source of this 3232-nucleotide messenger RNA. RefSeq lists its product as uncharacterized. Gene Ontology annotation, biological process: Golgi to plasma membrane transport; exocytosis. The record is from RefSeq and is a predicted model, not a curated record. Gene Ontology annotation, cellular component: exocyst. The transcript is spliced from 6 exons. Lineage: Eukaryota; Fungi; Basidiomycota; Exobasidiomycetes; Georgefischeriales; Tilletiariaceae. The coding region runs from base 157 to 2871 and encodes 904 amino acids.
UGCAACAGAGGGAGCGAGACAGACGAAGAGAUGAACACUUAACAGACUGUAGUCCAUCAUCUUUCGCCUGCAUGGAGGAGCUGUCGAUGUAGCGACGCUUGUUGUGCGAGCUUGAAUCGCGCCCUGACUCGGCUCGCCCCGAGCAGCCCUGCCAGUAUGAGCUUGGAAGUUGACGAGGCCACCAUUCUCAAGGCCUACGGGCUCAAGACCAUCGAGCCCGACCGGUGGCACAACACGAACGAAGGCAAAGACGGAGACAGCAACGAUGUAGUCGCAACGUUUGACGGAGAGCUGGAUCCGCUUAACUUGCGUCCUCGCAUGCCGAAUAGCAAUGAUUUUGAGCCGGAAUUGCGACCGCAGCUGUCUCUCUCGUCAAAGGCAUUCGACGCGAAGGUAUUCCUCAGCCAGGUCCAUCCCGAUGCAACAUUUGCCGAUCUCAGCAGAGGUGUUAUCCAUCUAAAGGAGAGUAUCGAGCAGCGGUCCGAAGCACUCAAGGUGCUCGUGCAGGACAACUUUGAUCGCUUCGUCGCGGUCAAAGCCACGAACGACGGUGUCUUUCGUGAAAUGAAAGAGCUGGACCAUGGGCCGCUGAAGGAGGGCCAGGAAUAUGGCACCAAAGAAUUGCGAGAGGUCUUGGGUCAAGCGAGCGCCAAGGCAGAUCAAGUCUUCAUGCCUGUGCUCGAGAACAAUCUCAAGGCUGGCAAGCUGAGAAGCACGCUGGGUGUCUUUGAGCGCUCCAAGUUCUUUUUUAACUUGCCCGCCUCGCUUAGGGAGAGCGUCGAAAGUGGCAGGUACGAUGUCGCGCUCCGGGACUACCGCAAGGGCAAGUACCUCAUGAGCAGCCGGCCAGGGCAGCUGCUGGCAUUGCCGUCCACCGCCGACGCGCUCGGCUUGACGUCCGAGCAAGAUGCCGCUGGUGGGAAUCACAUUGACGAGCAGGGAAAUGUGCAGAACUCGAAAUUGCAGGCACAGCAGAAGCGUGUCUUCGACAAGGUUUGGGGCGCGGCACAGCGUGUCAUGACGGAAAUGGAGCAGAGGCUCUUUGCGAUGCUCAGAGACCCAAAGCGAAGCGUAGAUGAACAGCUCAAGACCAUCGAGGUUGUACUGGAGAUGUCGCCGUCUCAGGACCCGGUCUCUGUCUACCUCGAAUCGGAGCGGACGCACGUGCGAGCUUUGAUGACCAAGACUUACGACAUUUGCGUCUCGCGAGUGGAUGCCUCGCGAGCGGUAGCAAGCGCGUCAACCUCGGUGACAGACGAAGCAAAGGAGCGAGUGCAAGACCUGCAAACUUGUCUCCGUGAAGUUCGCCGGUCAGAUCCCAACUUUGAGGCCAUGGCGGGCGGAGCUGCGUGGAAGAACAUCAGCAUCUUCGUGCGCCGCAUGUGUGAAGUCAUGCUCCAGAACUUGCCCACCUACUGGCGGGUUGUCAAGCAUUACCUUGAUGGCAGAUUUGUCAAAAAGGGCAAUGCUUCAACGGGUGUAAAUGACCGCAUUGCGUCGCAAUGCAAAUCCUGGGCGCUCGAGAGCAUCAAUGAAUUCUGCUCCCUUCUAUCGCAUUUUUUCACCCUGACCGACAUCAGCAUUCUCGUGCGGAGACCGCUCUCCCCGCUCCCGGACUGGGUCCCGAUACCUUGCAGCUGCAGUACAGCUGCGACAUUCAUGCGAACCACACUGGAAGAUUUGGGCGACACCAUCGCCGAGAUGGAGGCACUCAACAUUCCUGGGUCUAGCAACCCUUUGCAAAGUCUACUCGUCAAUGCGCGCUUUCGCUUCACCGAGGUGCUCUGUCGUCUCUGGCAGGAGGAUGCGCAGCAGUUGAGCAGCUUGGAAGAAUGGACGCUGGAUCCGGUCGAGCCGUCUACGACACUGUUCAUCAAUGACAUCGCCGCAUUCCACAAGAGCAACGCGCGACUAGCAUACCUUGUCGCGGGUGGUCGAGAUUCACUCCCUGGCACAACGCGACCCAAAGAAUCGCUUGUCAAAUCUGAGUUUGUCUCACGAAUCAAGGCCUCAUUUGUUGACGCCUUUCGCAUAUCAUUAGAGGGCAUGGUCACCUUAGCAUUUUCAGACUACAAUCCCGUCGACGCUGAGACCACAACGAGCAGGAAGGUGGUAGGCGGCUCCAAUAUCACCAUCGACGUUCGAGAACCAGACACGCGUAUACUCUUGAGCAUCACGAACGUGUCGCAAAUUCAACAGACACUCAUACCGAGCCUGCUCAAGCAGUUCAGUGAGGCGUUUCAGACAUCAGUCACGACCGAGCAAAAACAGCUCAAGGAGCUGGCACAACGAGUCGAUCGAACAUUGUUCGAAGAUUUCGUAAAGCGGAAAGGAACAUCCAUCUGCAAGAUUCUCAAAGACGGCAUCCUGCACAGCGGCAUCGACUGGCGCACACUACCCAAGCCGACUGAGGUGAACCCUUUUAUCUACGAUGCGCUCUUGGCGAUGGUGCAGGUGCAUGCGCAGAUCCGAGCGGUUGCGAAGCAGCUUGUGGAUCGCGCCAUCACCAAUUUGCUAGACCAGCUCGCGCGCGAAACGCUCAAGGCUUUCCAGCAGGUCCAGGUUUUUGGGAUGGGCGGCAUGCUGCAGGCGACGCUCGAGAUCGAGUUCAUCCACCAGACCCUCUCGCCCUUCGUCUCACCUAGCGCGGAACAGACACUGAAGCAGCUGUACGAGACGAUUAGUGAGCGAUAUCAGCGCAAGUCUCCGGACGAGACGGAGCUGCUAAAGCAAGAGCUGGAAACUGUGAAGAAGACGCUAGUCGCAAGUCGCAAGGCUACAGCACUGCAAUUCCUGUGCUUCAGAAGGACUCGCAGCAGCAAGGAGAAGGAGGAGAGUAGCUCAUCGCGAAGUAAGGAAAGAAGGGAAUAGCAUCAUCGUGUUGAGCUGCAGUGUACAUGCGCAAUGUCAUUCAACGAAUCCGACGACCUCCUCCUCCGGUUCGUUCGCUGCUUCUGCCAGACGCCUCGCGAGCACAUCUCCACGAUGAGCAUGAUCUCGUCCUUGCGAACGCUCACGGCUGAGCCCAUGACUAGAGGAACGCUGCUUAUCUUUGUCUUUGCCCGUUGUGACGGACUGGCUACGCUGCCGCUUCUGCCGGCCGUCUGGACGCUUGCGCACACGUUGCAUGGUGACAAUUUCUUCCCCGUCUGCACCCGUCUCGAUGACCUCCUCUUCUUCCCACUCUGUCUCUGACUGUGGCUCAGCACUUCGCUUGGAGCGUUCUCGUCUG